AUCCUACCAAGGUCUUGUACUGUGAGUUGGCCUUACAACCCAAGAAGAAACAAGGCAGCCGUGACAUCUGGCCGCCCAGAUCACAGACCUGGGUCAUCAACAAGAGAGGCCAGAUUUACUGUCGGGCCAUGCCGCAGCUAGCCCUGUCGGUUAUUGAGAAAUGGAAGGUGGACAAGCACUUUGCCGAUGAGGAGACCCCAGCACAAGGCUUGGCUGUCGGACUGGAGAAGAGACAGCAAGGCAACCCCUAUCAGCAGUGGGUGUUCACUGAGGAUGGUUUCAUUCAUGCUAUGGCUGAGCCUGAAUUAGUACUGACCUACAUAGAAGCCAAGCCGCAAGACGAUGAUGCGAUUGCCAUGGAGAUGAUGAUGGGGUUCAGCCAGCAACAGCAGGCAGCCGAGCGGCAGCAGCAGCAGGCACCGACUGACCCUGACGAUCCCUACGGAGCUGACCCGGACUUUGAUUCCAACGAGGAGGGUGAGGAGAGUGGAGGAGGGGGCGAGAAGAAAGACGCAUCCAAGAAGGAGGGGGACACCUUCCCAGGGCAGGUGUACGCCGUGGCCGUCAUACCCCGUAUGCCCGCCAGACACCCGUGGGCAAAAGCACAGAGGUGGGCCUUGAAGCAGGAGAGAUUGGAUAACCUUGGCCAGUGGAAACACACCAAGGCCCAGAACCCACUGUGGAACAAGCUGGCUUACUCCUGGCCGGUCAACAGCCAGGGCGAGUGGAACGAGGACUGCGAUUGGCCGAUGGAGGGAUAUCUCAUUCCCUAUGCCCCGCCCAUCAAGAAGAUGACGCGCAAACCGAGUGGCUCGGAGGGGGAGCUGGCCUACGGCCAAGAUCAAAAGGAUUCUCCGCUUAGAACUGUUCCACUACGGCUGAGGGUUCUGAAGAACGGCGAGCGGGACGUUCAGAGAAUGGCUCAUAUCGUGGGACCAGACCUCACCAAUAUGAUGAGAGACCUGAAUCGGACGGCCAUGAAUGGCAAGCGGCCCCAUCGUCGCAGCCAGUCACGUGAAAAGAGCGUGGAGAAACUGGAAGAGGAGAUGGCCCAGAAGAGACAGGCCAAGAAGGAUGAAGUCAAGGCCCUGGAGUUUCAGCUGUUUCUGGACCGCUGCACAUCCCUCCUCAACCUGCCUUUCGCUGCGCGCCGACUCUUCGACGAGAGCGGACGGGAGCACUUCUCGCUGGAUGACCUGCAGCGGGACCAGCUGGUCUUUGUCUCAUGCGGGGAGGCCUGGAGCGAUCCCAACCUGUCCAGCCAGGAGCAGCAGCGUCGAACCAUCCUGGCUACGCUGGUGGCCGACGUGGGCGCCAUCAAGCAGUACUGUGCCCUACGUAGUCCCAUGAAUCUGGUUCUGGAUGUGGAUGGUGCUCUGGCUGUAGGGAGCCCUCUUGUGGUCAACCAAAUUGCAGUGUCACCAGAGGAGAGGCAGCACAUCCUGCAAGGUCCCACUCCGGAGGCAGAGCCUGAAGAGGCAGAGACAGACGGAGAUGUGUACGCAAACUUGAGUGCCCACGAGCGAGCCCACAUAGCAUCAGACCAGCGAGCCGAGGGGCUGAAGUGGCCCUGGGAGCGAGUCCUCAAUGCCAGCUUAGACGAGGUGGUGGAGGUCAAUCAGGGGUCGGCCAGCGAGGAGGCGGCUUUCUCUAACGUCGAUCUCUAUAAGAAAUUCAAGCCCAAGCAGCCAAAGAGUCCACGCAGCACCAGGCUCUCCCACCAGCGCUUUGUGUUUGCCGAUGGCUUCCUAGCCGUCAAAACAGCACCUUACCUGGUGGUGGGGCUGGAACAGCCUGAGUUGGAGUUGUCCAGGGUGGUCCUGUGUAAGAAGAAUGCCGAGGACGCCUCGCAGCGAUGGGAGGCGGACACGCAGGGCUUCAUCCGCUCCAAGUCAAGCCCAGACCUUGUCUUGGGUGCUCAGAUGCCGAGUGUUGCAUUGGAUGAGGACAGCCAGGCUCCAGGCAGCUUCUGUGGUCAGUCGGUCACCCUACAGCAUGGCCGGACAGUCAGAUAUGGCGCGGCCAACCAGAAGUGGUCAUUCGAGAAGGAGACUGGCUUCCUAGAUGCCUUUGCAGCCGACAUCAAGGAUAAAGAAAUCACUGCUGCCAAUAAGGCUAGUGUGUGUACCUUUGCAGUGUGUGGAGAGACACCCCUGGAACAGACUGGAUUCAUUGUAAUGGGCAUCAAAUCAUCUGAACCUGUCAUUGUGUGUGCUGCCUGUGCACGCUCCAUGAGGGCCAAUCACAGGCUACGGAGGCUGGAGGAGGCGACAGAGUUUGCCUGCGCCGUGGGCCUGGCUCCUAAGCGUGGCGCCAGGAUGACAGGUUGCUUCCAGUGUCUGAACGGAAAGGUUGACCUGUCCACAUUUGAGGCUUCCAACACCAUGGCCCAGUACGAGAAGGAACUGAGGCGACUUCGUCAGAUGUCCAGUGCUCGAAUCAUUGCCAGGGAGAUAUCUGCCUACCAGCCUGUACAGAUGGUGAAGAUACUCGCCCACCGUAAUGGUAACGGGCGGAGUACAGAGGGCGUAGUGAUGACUGGAUCGACUGUUAGGGGGUUGUUGGAUCAGUGUACCUAUGGCCUACAGCUGUCCACUGCAGCUCGCCGGCUCUACACCCAGGACGGUACACUCAUCCUGACGGUGUCUGAUCUCAUACAUUGGAACCUGGCUUGCUACGGCCUAGCUGGCGUGGAUAUCAACGAACAAGAGGAUGAGAAGGACAAGACAGGUGACAAGCGACGGGAGUCGUCCUCUGAGCUGAAAGUGUCCUCUGUGCUGCGUAUUCCUGUGGAGGUCUGGGUCUCGUGCGGAGAGCCGUUUGCCAGGCCUGAGCAUGUGGACUACAAGAGAAAGUUGCUGCAGCAACAGAGAGAGGAACGGGCCGGAGUGAUCCUAGAACUUGAAAAAGAGAAGCAUGUCUUGCGUCAGAUGCAGGGACGGAGGACAAAUGGCAUGGAGGGGCCUCAGUACAUCAGCACCUUAAGUCCCGAUGCCCCAGUCAUGGUGGAGGGUGGCUGGACCCAACCCACCGUGGGGGAAGUCAAGAAAUCCCUGGUGGUACAUCAACUGGAGAACCACCUGCAGGAGGUCAAAGGUCAACAGAAGCAGCAAACCAAUCACGCCACCACCACCAGGCCAAUGGUCGAUGGCAGCAAGAAACUCUACAGCCAGCCCAAUCUGAAACGGGUCAAGGUGUACAAGAACGGCGAGCCUCCAGAUAAGCACACCUUUGCCUGGGGGUCGUCUGUGUCUGAGAUCCUACAGGACGGCACGGCCAGGCUGGACAUGCGCAAAGCUGCCGUGCAGCUCUACACAACAGAUGGGCAGAAGGUGACCAGCUUUGAGGAGAUCAGACGGGACCAGCUGCUCUGCCUGUCCCACGGAGACCACUUCAAAGGAUUAAGAGGAAGUCGCAAUCAGGUGGAAGUCAAGGCCAACUGGUCCCGAGCAAGGAAGAGAGAUGGCCCGCAGGCCACUGAGAUCAUGGUGACGUCCCACAAACAUCCAGCCGUCAAGGUCGAUCCGUUUGGACCACCAUCACUGGCUCUGACCGCUUCACCAAGCGAGGCAGACCCCCAGCAAUGAAGGAGAUGUUUUUUUUUGUUGUUUUUGUGGACAGCUUCUUGCUGGAGUAAGACUUGGACACGCAUGAAUCACACAGCUGGUGUUCAGAGGCUGUAUGUAAAGAACCGCGCUUGCUUUUGCCACCUGUUCUAGAAACGUAAUGUAAUAACUGGAAAUACGUUCAAGAUUAUACACAAAAACACAAGAACAAAAUAAAAAACACACCCAGAAAUCGUAACAUUGUCAACAUCAAAAUGCACGGUGCCAGGUAACAUUGUUGGCAUUUCAGUCUCGUCACUCAGAAGGAAAGUACCCCUUUUGGUUGGCUUCAUGCAACAACAACUUGGGAAAGAAAUAAUAGACGUAUAUCGGAGAGGACCAAAUAUUAGCCUGCUGAUUUCCUGGCACUUUGAACCGGCUGUGAACAGGGAUGUCUGAAGGGCAAAACUGAAGAUGCGAAAUGCUCCACCAGCGAUGAGCAGAGGAGAGAGAUGUCUGUGGCCGUGGUCAUACAAACAUGCCUUACAUGGUAGAGCUCUACCUGGUCUCGGCCUGGGUUGCAAACAAGAGCCAGUGUUAUAUCAAACGCUGGCAGAAUGCUAUUAAUAGACCUGUAACAUGAUGACAAUGACAUCACACUUUGUUUAUGUGCACACUUUCCUAUGUCAUCGAGGGGGAUAGUGAACCAUCAAGCGUCCAUAGAAAAGUGCACAUGUAAACAAAGUCCGACAUCAUGUUUUGAGUCGAUGCACCAAUCAUUUAUCUUGUUCUCAACUGUUAAUAUCAGGUUUGAGUACUAAGCUAGUCUACAUGACAGCUGCUGGUGAAGGUUUAAUCCCAAUUACCUGGCUGUGUCUAAAAUGAACAUACGUGCCCAUGGAAGCCAUUAAUUAACGGCUUCAUGUGUUUCCCCUCGAGGCAUGUGUUAUCUUUAGCCAUAGCCACAUUUUGUGGAUGCUGAUGGACAAUUGGCAGUGGAAGUUACGCUAAGCCAGAUCCAUUACCGAAAGCAUUAUAAAUUCAGAUGCCAGCAAAGUUGGCACUAUUUCAGAGUUCACUGACGAUGAUUAAGCUCUACUGAGCACAUUCAAAAUUAAUGGAAAAUUUCCCAAUUUGCUAAAAUUUAUCGCCCUGAUGUGAGCCAAAGGAGCAGCAUUAGUUUUACGAGUAGCGUAUGUAAAAUCUGCAUGUCAAAUCCUGUAUAAAGUAAAAAAUUGAAAGACUGCAUAAUUCUGCAUUCUAGAAAUGCUGCAAAAGGAGGGGCUGAAUUUUUGCAGAUCUUAAAAUUGCUUUAUAAAUUGCAAUAUACCUAUUUUUUGUUAUUGUGUUAAAUAGCUUUGGAUGUAAAUAUUUGAAGUCAAUUUAAAUGCUUAAGAUAUAUGUCAACUGAGAGUGGAUGUUCUUAUAUUUCGGCAACUGAUUCUGAAAGACUGUUAUUCUAUUCCUCUGAAAUCUGCAACUACUUUUUUCCUCCUUGAAAUAGCUUUCUUAAAACUGCUUUCUUGAAACUUUCCAGUUGCUUUGGCUUAGUUUUGUCAUUUACAGUUUGGAAAAAAAAUGAAGAAUUGACAGAGAUUCCUGAGUUUGCAUUAUUUGCAUCUUGUACAUACGAGAUCAUCAUGAAUUAGUACCACUUCUGUCAUUAAACACUAGGAGUUUAUCCUUCCAAAUUUGGGAACUUUGCUAACACGUUUUCUGUUUGGAAUCCACAUCCAAUUUUCUUACAUAAAUCUCAAUGGUAAGAUGUCUCCUUUUGUUGUUAGGCGCCAUUACCUCUUAUUUUGAGUGACCUGCUUUUUCACAUAGGUUUGAAAACGUAAAUAUUUCAGCCCCUUGUUCCAGUCAAUGAAAAUAAGCAGUAAAUGUGAUUCCUGUACAUGCAAAUCGCGAGAGGGGUCAACAGGAGCCUGCCCACCUCCUUUGCCAAAUAUGAGUAAUUUUUUUUUAAAUAAUGAGGGAAAGGCAAGUGUUUAGGUCUAAUUCAUUUUCCUUCCUUCAGGAGACGUGAAAAACCCCAAAUAUAGCCUCGCCCCUUGAAAAGGCCAUAAGAAGGUUACAUGGAAAAAAUUCCUCACUUUUUUGGCAAAAAAAUCUGGGUCUGGAUUUACCCCUGACCAAAUGAACGGGGCGAAUAUUUUUUCCCUUUUAUAACGUAACGAAUUUGUUAAACACCUGUUUCUCUUUCCCUCCCUUUCUCUUUCGUGUUCCCGCACGACAAAGGUUUAAAACACAAAAGUACUCAUUUUGUCACACUUCCCAAUAAUUUCGCACUGUCGCCUCAACAUUUUGUAAUCAUCUUUGACUAAUGACUUUUUUUGUUGAAUCUCUGGACUGAAGCUUAAGAAUUAAACCCGCUUGAUUGCAAAGCAGUA
Molecule: messenger RNA, 5938 nt
Organism: Acanthaster planci (crown-of-thorns starfish)
Lineage: Eukaryota; Metazoa; Echinodermata; Asteroidea; Valvatida; Acanthasteridae
Gene: dcdc1
Product: doublecortin domain containing 1
Biological process (GO): intracellular signal transduction; regulation of mitotic cytokinesis
Cellular component (GO): midbody
Molecular function (GO): microtubule binding
Source: RefSeq, a predicted model, not a curated record